Molecule: messenger RNA, 2313 nt
Organism: Entamoeba nuttalli P19
Lineage: Eukaryota; Evosea; Mastigamoebida; Endamoebidae
Exons: 1
Coding region: 1-2313 (770 amino acids)
Source: RefSeq, a predicted model, not a curated record
AUGGCUGACGACAUACCAACAGACCAGUUUUGUUGUAUUGUUGGUUGUAUAAACCAAGGCAGUGUCCCACUUAAAGAAGUUGAGGGAACGUUUCAGAUUAAAAAUGAGUUAGUCAAUACACGUCCAAUAAAUUGGAAGUUGUGUGAUGUUCAUUUCAACUCAGCUAUCGAAAAGAUGGGGUGUUGUGUUAUAGGAUGUAAUGAAAAAGCUUCUACAUUUACUCUCCCCGAAUAUGAAAGUCAUAAAAAAGAUGAUAAUGUAGCACAUAAUCACAUAUGCCUUAAACACCAUAUUCAAAUGACUAAAAAUACUCUUAAACCAAUUAAAAGACAAUCAGAAGAACCUGACCAAAAGGAAUUACCAUUAAAAAAACGAAGUAGUGAUAAUAGUGAUACAAUCACUGAUGAUACAAUUACAACUGAAUUUCAAAAUGGAAUUGUUGUUGAAAAAAAAAAUAUUAAAAAAGAAAUAGUAGAAGAUGGGACUACUUUAAAGUCAGAAGAAUCUAAAGAAACAAUAACUCCAAUAAAUCAAACUGAAAACAAUGAAAGUAUACAAGCAAUUAAUGAUAAAAAAGGAAGUCUUGAUAUAAAAAAAUGUUGUUUCUCAUAUUGUACUGAAACUGCUAUUGGAACACUCAAAUUCAUUCAUCCACUUCAAAUUCCUGUGUGUUAUACUCAUCAAAAAAUUAUUACUAAGUUGCUUAGAAAAGCAUUAUUAGAUCAACAAAUAGUUUUAUCUACUUCAACUAAUGAAAUGAUUGCUUCAUGCUCAUCAAUUCAUUUUCAUCCAUUAUCGAAUUAUAAAAAAAUUGGAAAUGAUGGAAGAUGUGCCUUGUGCUUUGGGUAUAAUAACAAGAAACCAAUUUAUAUUUGUUCUUCUUGUAGUAAUGUUUUUUGUGCAGAAUGCCAAAGGGUUAUUGCUGAAAUAACUAAAACAAAUAUACAACAACCAUCUACACACUGGAAAUGUUGUGUUUGUUGUACAAAAGGAAUAAGAGAACGUGAGGAUGUGUUAAGGAGAGAAGUUAUUAUUGUUAGAGAAGCAGCAAGUAAAAGGCUUAGUGUUUUUAUCCAGAAAGAAGGUAAACAAGUUCAAGAAAAAAUACAACAAGAAAAAGAUAGAAGAAUAGAAAAGAUUGAAAAAAGAAAAAAACAAAUCAAACGUAUAAUUAAGUGGUUUGAUAUGGUUUUUCCUAAAGCUGUUCAAUUAAGAUGGAAAACCCCAGAUUGUACUUUAGAAAAUAGUCCAAGUGAAGGUUGUUUAUUCGUAUUUUCUAAAACACAAACAAAUUAUUUUAUUUCACAUCAACCAAUAACUGGAGAAACACUUAUAGAAACACUUCAUUCUAUUGCUGAAUCUACUAAUAAAAGAGUUAUUAAAGAAGUAGAUAAAACAAUUCCAUUAAAGAAAUUAUUACUUGCUCAUAGUAAAGAAUAUGUUGAUAUUCUCAAAGAAAUUUUUAGUCAACAAGAUGAAAGAACAACAACCAUAAAACAUUAUCUUAAUACAAUUUUAUCUGAACAAUCAUUUCAAAAUGCUCAGUGUUGUUUAGCAGAAUUUUAUCUUCGUGUUUCAUUAGAAAUAGCACAAGGAGUUUGUGAAACAUUAGAAUUUCUUUCAAAAAAUAAAAAUAUUAAAUUUGCAUAUAUUUUUACAGGAGCAAAAGGUGGGGUUGUUCCUUAUCAAGGGUCACUUGAAAAAAAAGAAGGAGGAAAAACAGAAGAUAGUAAAAUUGUAAUUAAAUUAACUCCUGACGUUAAAGUUAAUGAACAAAGUAAGCCUAUUGUCAUGAUUAUGAAAAAAAAUCCUAUGGAAUUUCCAAAUGGUAUACAAGCUAAAAUACCUGCUGAUGUUAUAAUGUCUUCAUAUUUUAUUAAUUAUAUUGGACUAGGAGUAAAACAUGCACUAAAAGUAAUAGGAAUAAAAAGAAUUGCAGUCGUUGUAUUAGGAGAGCUAGAUACUGAAAGAGGAACAAUAGAAAUAUUAAAAGAAGAAAUUAAAAAUAAAGAAGUGUUAAUAGUAAAAUCAGGAGAAGAAUGGGCUGAAACAGCAUUUAAAUUAAGGGCAUUUUCACCAGAGAUAAUAUUUAUAAGUUUCCAUUGUGAAAUUUGUAAUUUUAAUCCUAAUGUUGAUACUCGAAUUAAAAAGGUUGCAAAAGAAAUAAUUAAAAUGACAAAAACUGAUGAUGCUGUUGCACCUCCAUGUCAAAUAGUUACAUUAUUCCAACAUGGAAUAGUUCAAGAUGUGAAUUAUGAAAAAUAUCGUUCAGCAAUCAAAUUGUUUAUUGGAACAUUAAAUAAUGAUUUUUAA